AUGAUGAGCAGACGGAUGUUAACCAAGGAGGAGGAGGAUGCGAUGGGCGACGAGGUCGAGGUGCGCCGCGAGGACCAGGACAAGAUCAACAAAUUCAGCCGCCUGCACCAACGGGAGUUGUUAAUAGAGGACGAACUCAAGACAAAAAAUAAAGAGAAGGAAGAAUUAGACGACAUUACAACGGAGCUCGAGCUCGCCGACGAGGACGAGACCGUACCAUACAAGAUCGGCGACUCGUUCUUUCACCUCCCCCUCGAACAGGCGCAGGAAUUGCUCGGAAAAUCGACGACGAAGUUAGAAGAAGAGAUUGAGGAGCUCGAGGAAAAGAAGGGCACGAUUCAGGAAGAAAUGACACAGCUAAAGGUGGAGCUAUACGCAAGAUUUGGGAAGACGAUCAAUCUAGAGACAUGA
Messenger RNA from Dichotomopilus funicola, 411 nucleotides. RefSeq names its product Prefoldin subunit-domain-containing protein. Gene Ontology annotation, cellular component: prefoldin complex; cytoplasm. Gene Ontology annotation, biological process: protein folding. The record is from RefSeq and is a predicted model, not a curated record. The transcript is spliced from 4 exons. Lineage: Eukaryota; Fungi; Ascomycota; Sordariomycetes; Sordariales; Chaetomiaceae. Bases 1 to 411 code for a protein of 136 amino acids.